CUCCUGCCGCAGAGCGGAGGAGCGGCCGGGCGGGAGAGGAGCCACACACUUCGCCGACGCUUCAGCGGGGGGCCCCCGGCGGCAGGAUGGCGACCGUGGUGGUGGAAGCCACCGAACCGGAGCCAUCCGGCAGCAUCGCCAACCCGGCGACAUCCACCUCACCCAGCCUGUCGCACCGCUUCCUAGACAGCAAGUUCUACUUGCUGGUGGUGGUCGGCGAGACGGUGACCGAGGAGCACCUGCGGCGUGCCAUCGGCAACAUCGAGCUGGGGAUCCGAUCAUGGGACACAAACCUGAUUGAAUGCAACUUGGACCAAGAACUCAAACUUUUUGUAUCUCGACACUCUGCAAGAUUCUCUCCUGAAGUUCCAGGACAAAAGAUCCUUCAUCACCGAAGUGACGUUUUAGAGACAGUAGUCUUGAUCAACCCCUCAGAUGAAGCCGUCAGCACCGAGGUGCGCCUGAUGAUCACUGACGCCGCCCGCCACAAGCUGCUGGUGCUUACCGGGCAAUGCUUUGAAAACACCGGUGAGCUCAUUCUCCAGUCGGGUUCCUUCUCCUUCCAGAACUUCAUAGAGAUUUUCACCGAUCAAGAGAUUGGGGAGUUACUGAGCACCACCCACCCUGCAAACAAAGCCAGCCUAACCCUGUUCUGUCCCGAGGAGGGGGACUGGAAGAAUUCUAAUCUUGAUAGACACAACCUCCAAGAUUUCAUCAAUAUUAAGCUCAACUCAGCUUCCAUAUUGCCAGAAAUGGAAGGACUUUCUGAGUUUACUGAAUAUCUCUCCGAGUCAGUAGAAGUCCCAUCUCCCUUUGACAUCCUGGAACCCCCCACCUCAGGGGGGUUUCUCAAGCUCUCCAAGCCCUGCUGUUACAUUUUCCCAGGGGGCCGGGGCGAUUCUGCCCUGUUUGCAGUGAACGGAUUCAAUAUGCUCAUCAAUGGAGGAUCGGAAAGAAAAUCAUGCUUUUGGAAGCUCAUCCGGCACUUGGACCGUGUGGACUCCAUCCUGCUCACCCACAUUGGGGAUGACAAUUUGCCUGGAAUCAACAGCAUGUUGCAGCGGAAGAUCGCAGAGCUGGAAGAGGAGCAGUCCCAGGGGUCCACCACCAACAGUGACUGGAUGAAAAACCUCAUCUCUCCGGACUUAGGAGUUGUGUUUCUCAAUGUACCUGAAAAUCUGAAAAGCCCAGAGCCCAACAUCAAGAUGAAACGAAGCAUCGAAGAAGCAAGCUUCACACUGCAAUACCUAAACAAAUUGUCCCUAAAACCCGAGCCUCUAUUUAGAAGCGUAGGCAAUGCCAUCGACCCUGUCAUCCUUUUUCAAAAAAUGGGAGUGGGCAAACUUGAGAUGUACGUGCUUAACCCAGUCAAGAGCAGCAAGGAGAUGCAAUAUUUUAUGCAGCAGUGGACUGGCACCAACAAAGACAAGGCUGAGUUAAUCCUGCCCAAUGGUCAAGAAGUCGAUAUCCCAGUCUCCUACUUAACUUCAGUCUCGUCUUUGAUCGUGUGGCAUCCAGCCAACCCUGCUGAGAAGAUCAUUCGGGUUCUGUUUCCUGGAAACAGCACUCAGUACAACAUCCUGGAAGGGUUAGAAAAGCUCAAACAUCUAGAUUUCUUAAAGCAACCACUGGCCACUCAAAAGGAUCUCACGGGCCAGGUGCCCGCCCCUGCCGUGAAGCAAGUCAAGCUCAAGCAGAGGGCUGACAGCCGCGAGAGCCUGAAGCCGGCCGCCAAGGCCCUGCCCAGCAAGUCCGUGCGGAAGGAGUCCAAGGAAGAAGCCCCGGAGGCCCCCAAAGCCAGCCAGCCGGAGAAGUCACCUAAAGCCGAAAGCAAAGAGAAAGUGAUCGUGAAAAAAGACAAGCCGCUUAAAGCCGAGGCCAAAGCUCCGGUGACGGAGAAGGAGGUCCCCAGCAAGGACGAGCAGCCCCCCGCGCAGGCCGAGGCAGCCGAGAAGCAAGCCGCUGACGUCAAACCCAAAGUUGCCAAAGACAAGGUGGUGAAGAAAGACACGAAGGCGAAACCCGAGGAAAAGAAAGAAGAGAAGGAAAAGCCUAAGAAAGAGGUGGCUAAGAAGGAAGACAAAGCACCAGCUAAGAAGGAGGAGAAGCCCAAGAAGGAGGAGGUGAGAAAGGAAGUCAAAAAAGACAUCAAGAAAGAAGAGAAAAAAGAGGUCAAGAAGGAGGUUAAGAAGGACACACCACUGAAGGAAGCCAAGAAGGAUGUGAAGAAAGAAGAAAAGAAGGAGAUUAAGAAGGAAGAAAAGGAACCCAAAAAGGAAAUUAAGAAGAUCUCUAAGGACUUAAAGAAAUCGACCCCUGUAUCAGAAGCAAAAAAACCAGCCGCGUUAAAACCAAAAGUACCGAAGAAGGAAGAGUCUGUCAAGAAAGAGUCCGCUGUUGCUGGGAAGCCCAAGGAGAAGGGGAAGAUCAAAGUCGUUAAGAAGGACAGCAAGACCGCAGAGGCCGCCGCCAUGGCUGCCAGCGCCGCGGCCACUGUGGCAUCGGUGGCGGCCGUGGCCGGACUGGCGGCCAGCGGCCCCUCCAAAGAACUGGAAGCCGAGAGGUCACUGAUGUCAUCCCCCGAGGAUCUCACCAAGGACUUUGAAGAGUUAAAAGCUGAGGAGAUUGAUGUGGCCAAAGACCUGCGACCUCAGCUGGAACUCAUCGAAGAUGAAGAGAAAGUCAAGGAAAGGGAGCCCGUGGAAGCCUAUGUCACCCAGAAAGAGACGGAAGUCAUCAAAGGGUCUGCCGAGUCCCCUGAUGAGGGGAUCACCACCACCGAAGGAGAGGGCGAAUGCGAGCAAACGCCCGAGGAGCUGGAGCCCGUUGAGAAGCAGGGGGUGGACGACAUUGAAAAAUUCGAAGACGAGGGCGCCGGCUUUGAAGAGUCCUCGGAGACCGGAGACUACGAAGAGAAGGCAGAAACCGAGGAGGCCGAGGAGCCAGAGGAUGACGGGGAAGAGAACGUGAGCGGGAGCGCCUCCAAGCACAGCCCCACCGAGGACGACGAAAGUGCCAAGGCCGAGGCCGACGUGCACAUCAAGGAGAAGAGGGAGUCUGUGGCCAGCGGGGACGACCGGGCCGAGGAAGACAUGGACGAGGCCGUUGAAAAAGGAGAAGUUGAGCAAUCCGAGGAGGAGGGAGAAGAGGAGGACAAAGCAGAGGACGCCAGGGAGGAGGACUACGAGCCGGAAAAACUCGACGCUGAGGAUUACGUGAUGGCCGUGGUGGACAAGGCCGCCGAGGCGGGGGUCGCCGAGGACCAGUAUGGGUUCCUCACUCCAUCAGCCAAGCCACCUGGAGCCCACUCUCCUGGCCGAGAACCCGCGUCCUCAAUUCACGACGAGACUUUACCUGGAGGCUCGGAGAGCGAGGCCACCGCCUCUGACGAGGACAAUCGUGAGGACCAGCCCGAGGAAUUCACCGCCACCUCCGGCUACACUCAGUCCACCAUUGAGAUCUCCAGCGAGCCCACUCCCAUGGACGAGAUGUCUACUCCUCGUGACGUGAUGAGCGACGAGACCAACAACGAGGAGACGGAGUCCCCAUCUCAGGAAUAUGUCAACAUCACCAAAUACGAAUCUGUGCUGUAUUCUCAGGACUAUGGCAAGCCUGCGGUGGCCCCGUUCAAUGGAUUAUCAGAAGGGUCCAAAACAGACGCCACGGACGGCCAGGAUUAUAAUGCCUCCGCCUCCACGAUAUCACCACCCUCCUCCAUGGAGGAAGACAAACUCAGCAAGUCUGUUCUGCGUGAUGCCUAUUGCUUGGAAGAGAAAGAAGUGAGAGCCGGCUCCGUGUUAGACAUCAAAGGCACCACCAUCUCGCCAGUUCCCGGUGGGAGGCUGAGCCCGGCUGGAAGCCCAUCCCUGAGCCCAUCUCCGCCAUCGCCCAUCGAGAAGACGCCCCUGGGCGAACGAAGCGUGAACUUCUCUCUGACACCCAACGAGAUCAAGGUCUCCACAGAGGCAGGAGCAGUCUCCGUGUCUCCUGAGGUGACCCAAGAAGUAGUGGAAGAGCACUGCGCCAGCCCUGAAGAGAAGACUCUGGAAGUGGUAUCACCGUCUCAGUCUGUGACUGGCAGUGCGGGCCACACACCUUACUAUCAAUCUCCCACCGAGGAGAAAGCCACUCACCUCCCUACAGAAGCCACCGGAAAACCACAGGCAGCUCCCGUGAGUUUUGAAUUCAGCGAUGCCAAAGACGAGAAUGAAAGGGCUUCCGUAAGCCCCAUGGAUGAGCCCGUACCUGACUCAGAGUCUCCUAUGGAGAAAGUCCUGUCUCCUCUACGCAGCCCUCCCCUCAUCGGAUCCGAGUCCCCAUAUGAAGAUUUUCUCAGCGCCGACGGCAAGGCUCGCGGCAGAGGCACUGAAAGCCCCUAUGAAGGAAAGGGGAGCCAGCAAGGCUCUCCAGACCGAGUAAGUCCCGUUCCUGAAAUGACUCCCACUGGGCUUUGUAAACAGGAAGGGCAAAGCACAGACUUUAUCCCAAUUAAGGAAGAUUUUGGUCCCGACAAGAAAACCCACGAUGUUGACGUCAUGAGUUCCCAGUCAACGCUGGCUUUGGAUGAAAGGAAACUGGGAGGAGAUGUUUCUCCAACACAAAUAGAUGUCAGCCAGUUCGGAUCGUUCAAAGAAGACACUAAGAUGUCCAUUUCUGAAGGCACUGUCUCAGACAAGUCAGCCACCCCUGUAGAUGAGGGUGUGGCCGAAGACACGUACUCUCACAUGGAGGGCGUGGCCUCAGUCUCUACAGCCUCCGUGGCGACAAGCUCAUUUCCAGAGCCAACCACGGACGACGUGUCUCCUUCUUUGCAUGCGGAAGUGGGCUCCCCACAUUCCACAGAAGUGGACGACUCCCUUUCAGUAUCUGUUGUGCAAACACCUACCACGUUCCAGGAAACGGAAAUGUCUCCGUCUAAAGAAGAAUGCCCAAGACCAAUGUCAAUUUCUCCUCCAGACUUCUCCCCUAAGACAGCCAAAUCCAGGACACCAGUUCAAGAUCAUCGAUCUGAGCAGUCUUCAAUGUCUAUUGAGUUUGGCCAGGAGUCUCCUGAGCACUCCCUUGCUAUGGACUUCAGCCGACAGUCUCCAGAUCACCCUAACGUGGGUGCGAGCAUGCUUCACAUCACUGAAAACGGGCCGACCGAAGUGGACUAUAGUCCCUCUGACAUGCAGGACUCCAGUUUGUCACAUAAGAUCCCACCAAUGGAAGAGCCGUCAUACACCCAGGAUAAUGAUCUGUCUGAGCUCAUCUCUGUGUCUCAGGUCGAAGCUUCCCCAUCCACCUCUUCUGCUCAUACCCCUUCUCAGAUAGCCUCUCCUCUUCAGGAAGACACUCUCUCUGACGUUGUUCCUCCAAGAGAUAUGUCCUUAUAUGCCUCACUUGCCUCUGAGAAGGUGCAAAGUCUAGAAGGAGAGAAGCUGUCUCCAAAAUCAGAUAUCUCUCCGCUCACCCCUCGAGAAUCCUCCCCUUUAUAUUCACCUAGCUUUUCAGAUUCUACCUCUGCAGCUAAAGAGAACUCAGAGGCUUGCUAUACCUCCUCCUCUCCACCAAUAGAUAGAUCUGCAGAGCCCUAUGGCUUCCGUGCCUCCAUGCUGUUUGAUACCAUGCAGCAUCACUUAGCCUUGAAUAGAGAUUUUACCGCAUCCGGUAUGGAGCAGGAGAGUGGAAGGAAGACACCCGGUGACUUUAGCUAUGCCUAUCAGAAGCCGGAGAAGACCACCGGGUCGCCAGAUGAGGAAGAUUAUGACUGUGAGUCCUACGAGAAACCCACCCGGGCCCCAGAUGCAGGCAGCUACUGCUAUGAGAAGACAGAGAGAACCACGAAAGCCUCGUGUGACAGUGGCUACUCCUAUGAGACCAUUGAGAAAACCACCAAGACCCCAGAAGAUGGCGGCUAUGCCUAUGAAAUCACCGAGAAGACCACGAGGACCCCUGAAGAGGGCGGGUACUCGUACGAGAUCAGCGAGAAGACCACAAGGACCCCCGGCGCGAGUGGCUACAGCUAUGAAAAGACCGAGAGGUCCAGAAGGCUCCUGGACGACAUCAGCAACGGCUACGACGACUCUGAAGACGGUGGCCACGCCGCAGGAGACUGCAGCUACUCUUACGAGACCACUGAGAAAAUCACCAGCUUCCCUGAAUCCGAAAGCUACUCCUACGAGACAUCGACAAAGACAACACGGACCCCGGAGAGUUCCACGUACUGUUACGAGACCAUGGAAAAGAUCACCAAGACCCCACAGGCCUCUACCUACUCCUAUGAGACUUCAGACCACUGCUACACGACCGAGAAGAGAUCCCCCUCCGAGGCCCGCCAGGAUGUUGACUUAUGCCUCGUGUCCUCCUGUGAAUACAAGCAUCCCAAGACAGAGCUCUCGCCCUCCUUCAUUAACCCCAACCCUCUCGAAUGGUUCGCCAGCGAAGAGCCCGUUGAAGAAUCCGAGAAGCCUCUCACUCAGCCUGGAGGAGCCCCGCCACCUCCAGGCGGAAAGCCACAGGGGCGACAGUGUGACGAGACCCCUCCCACCUCAGUCAGCGAGUCGGCCCCAUCCCAGACCGACUCGGAUGUGCCCCCGGAGACGGAAGAGUGCCCCUCCAUCACAGCCGAUGCCAACAUCGAUUCCGAAGACGAGUCGGAGACCAUCCCCACGGACAAAACGGUCACGUACAAGCACAUGGAUCCCCCUCCGGCCCCUAUGCAGGAUCGCAGCCCUUCUCCCCGCCACCCUGACGUGACCAUGGUGGACCCCGAGGCCUUGGCGAUCGAGCAGACCCUCGGCAAAGCCCUGAAGAAGGACCUGAAAGAGAAGGCGAAGACCAAGAAGCCGGGGACGAAGACCAAGUCCUCGUCGCCUGUCAAGAAGGCUGACGGGAAGCCCAAGCCCCUGGCAGCUUCCCCGAAGCCAGGCGCCUUGAAGGAAUCCUCGGAGAAGGCGUCCAGGGUAGCUUCUCCCAAGAAGAAAGAGUCGGUGGAGAAAGCUACGAAAACGGCCACCACUCCUGAGGUCAAAGCCGCCCGUGGCGACGAGAAAGACAAGGAGACCAAGAACGCCGCCAACGCCUCGGCGUCCAAAUCGGUGAAGACCGCCACCGCAGGACCAGGAACUACCAAGACGGCCAAGUCCUCCACUGUACCUCCAGGCCUCCCCGUGUAUUUGGACCUGUGCUAUAUUCCCAACCACAGCAAUAGUAAGAAUGUUGACGUUGAGUUUUUCAAGAGAGUGAGGUCAUCCUACUAUGUGGUGAGUGGGAACGAUCCUGCAGCCGAGGAGCCCAGCCGGGCUGUCCUGGAUGCCUUACUGGAAGGGAAAGCUCAGUGGGGCAGCAACAUGCAGGUGACUCUAAUCCCAACACACGACUCAGAGGUGAUGAGGGAAUGGUACCAGGAGACCCAUGAGAAGCAGCAGGACCUGAACAUCAUGGUCUUAGCCAGCAGCAGCACUGUGGUCAUGCAAGACGAGUCCUUCCCUGCAUGCAAGAUAGAACUGUAGACGCCACAGCCAGCCACACCAUAGGAUUUGAACUUUGUUUCCAGAAAUUCUUCAAUUUGAAACUACCUUUUCUAAUACGUCCAUUCAUCUGAUUACGUCACUGAACAAUUACCUGCCAAACGCUAUACUGUGUCACGGUGGUGAAAAUCACCUAUAUUUCUCAGUUUUUUGCUGAUUGCUAAGGGAAGUAACAGUAUUCCCACAAUAGGAUUCAAGUUACUACAAAAUUACCUGCCCUGUUCAUCUACAUUGGAAGCCAUGUACUCACGCAACCAACUGACUUUUGCUACGUAUUGGCAUUUAUCUUUGAGAGAGAGAGAGAGAGAGAGAGGGAAGGAGGAAGAGGGAGAGGGAGAGGAGGGAGCGAGGGAGUGAGCACACAGAAUGCAGGAGAGAGAGCUAGAAAGAGUGAGAGACAAAGAAUGAGAAAGAAAGAAUGCAAGAGGAGGAGGAUGUGAUGGUAGAGUUCUGAUGAGAUACCCCCGAGAGAAAAAGAGAGGGUCGGCGGGGUCAAGAGAAGACAGGCAACAACUGAGGUCUGCAUUUUCUCAGGCAGUAGUCUACAUUGGCCAAGUUUUCCAUUUUUGUCAGUCUGCCAAGGGCCUUCAUUUUCUAAAGCACGUUGGUUAGAACAAGCAAACAAAAAAAAAAGUGAGACUUGCUGUGAGGGAUGUGAGCCUUUCACGCCUUAAUUAAGACCCUGCAACCUGAGGGCUGCCCACUGGCAUAAUGUAGUGAGCGCAGACUGAUGUGCAAGUGGUUCGAGCCCCCUUCAGAACUCUCAGACCGUUUCAACACACAGACAGGUUGUUCUAAGGCAUGCGCCCAGCGUUUGUCCACCCACUUAGGCCACACUGAGUCCACCUGCAUGCGCCACACUCCAGUUCACCCCAGUUAACUGAAGCAAAUAUACCAAAGCAGUUGGGAGUGCACACACGGGGGACAAUUUGCCUUAGGAAGUGACUUGAAUGUACAAAGAUACUUGAUGCACUUAUUUUUUAAUGUGAGACAGCAAGUUUUUAAAACAGCCACGUAGGAUUAUUAGAUACUCCAGGUCAAGGAGCACACGCGCGCGCGCGCGCGUGCGUGGAGUACUAGAAGCUGAUCUGAUCGGUCCAACAGUUUGACGCCGCGUCGUGCGUGUUGAAUACCACCGCCGAACAAGUUGCGUCUCCCACAGCUUCACCACGACUGCAAGUUCAAGGUGGAAUGGCUUCUAUGAUCAGAACCGGGAAAGCAGUGAAUCUUAUGGUGGAAGAGGUUCUCAGCAAGUGUACAGUAUUUUCCUUCCUUUGUCUUACAUCGGCUUUUUUAAGUUUUCAUUCAUUUCGAUAUAAUUAUGGGAACACGUGUACAGAAGAAUUUUUUUUAGAUACGUGAGAACUUUUCAUAGAUGAACUUUUUAACAAACGUUUUCAUUUACAGGAAAAUGCAAAGAAAAUGUUCAAGUGAUAGUCUCCUUUUUUUUUUUUACCUCCCCCCCCCUUAAGUGUUAUGUAAGACAAACUAGAAGUUUUUUGAAGUUCUGGCAAGAUUUGAAGUCUGAUAUUCCAGUAAUAAUAUUUAUUAAAAACAUGUAACUACCAAGAAUAUUGAUACCUUCCACCCUUUGAUUCCCAAAAACAUACAAAUCUGAGCAUCAGCUGUUUGAGAGCAGGGGGCACGGUGGGGCAGGCUGCUUUUCAGGGCCUUACGUAUGUAACUAAGUGGUAUCCUACCUACUUCUUUCAAGAUCUUCAACCACGAGGUAAAAGAGCCAAGUUCAAAAGAACCCUAGCACCAAUUUGCUUUGGGAUUUUCUUUUCUGGAAAACAGUAAAUGAAAGAAAGAAUAGGUUUAAAGCAAAUAAUUCCCAACUCGUCCGUUCAUCCUGUAGAGUUCAGACAUAAUGUCCAUCAUCGUCAUCAUUGACCCAUGAACCUGGGAAGCCAGAUCAUGAUUAAAACUGAAGCCGCAUUUCCAGAUCCAUGUACCCAGUGUUCAGAUGUGGCAAAAACUUCUCAGUGACAACUGUGUUGUGCUCUGUCACACUAUGUUUCCUGCAGACUCUUAAGAUCUACGGAGUAGUGAACAAUGACCUCAAUUUAUUUUUUAUGUUAGUUAUUUAUUUCAAAAUUAACAUUUUAGUUUAUUUUUGUCUGUGAAGUGUAUGUUUUGCACUGCUAGCUACUAUGAGGGUUUAAACAAUGCUUCGGGGUCCCUUCACUGAGGACCCAUGCAGUCUACUUAAUGCUGUGAAUUACAUUUUCCAAAUGUUUAAUUUUUUAAAGAAAAUUAAUACUCUAUUUUUGUUAGGCUUCUCUAGGAAUGCAGUUUUAUUUAUUGCCCUAUUUCUUUCAAUUCUUUAAAAGUAACACAUUAAAGGUACAACGAUUUCAUAUAUGAUGGAAAAGUCAGUGUGAUGAAAAUGGAUUUCAUUGAGUAUAAACUUAUCUACUAGACCAGCUAAAACACCUAAGAUCGUUGUUUAAUGGUUAGCUGAUGAAUUGGUCCACAUAAUGCAUGGGAAGUGAAACAUGUUCUAGCCUUCUUGCCAAAUCGAGACCUCUGGUUGAUUUCUCUUUGAUACAAGAGUUAUUUUCCAAUUGCCCAAAUUAAACUUAACUUAGCUUAUAUAUUAUUUUGCUUUAAAAUAUAAAUAUCUUAGGAAAGUCAUAGCUAGUCUUCAGUUAUAACCACUCUACUCCACUCUUUUUUUUUUUUUUUUUUUUUUUUUUACUCCUUGCUAUGAGAUUUAAUGGGAAAAAAUAAUUAAAAAAAAACCUCACCGGUCUACUGGCUCUACUUCCUAUGACAUCUGUCGGUAACUCUAUCCAUCAUUCUCCGUAAUGACCACAGAGCUGAGUACACCAGGAAAAACAACAAUAUUUGCGUUACAGGUUGCUCCUGACCUCCCAGAUAACCUUUCCUACCUGUGUGACUAACCUGAUUUUGUUAGUUCCAUAGAUACACAAUUAGUUUAGUAAGAGCCAUCACAACGUACCAUGUACAUUUGUGGUGAGAGCUAAAAACUGACAUAGACUUCUAGAAGCUUUGUUCAUAAUGAUUUCUUAAUCCAGUGUAUAGGUUGAAUAUUUGAGCGGAAGGGAUUUCCACUCUGUUUAAAUGAUGGGAUUCUAUUGAGAUAGCACUUCAGACCUCGACCUUUUGUUGGUGGGGUUCUAUUCUUAAACAAAAUUCUACUGAGACUAAACAUUAGAGACAAGCCUCCAUUUCUGUUUUAACCAAUUCUACUCCUUUUUCUUCAGACCCCAACUCCUGUGCAUGCCUUCUCAGUCUUGUGGUGGGACUGAAUACAAUGACUGACCCCUCUCCCCAAACACCAUUUUUUUUUUUCAUGGAAUUCAAAAGAACUUUUUUUUUCCCCUUAACGUUGCAUAUCAUAGUGAAUGGUUUCCCCAGUGUAUAUGAAUGUUUUAAGUGUCUCCCAUAGCUUAUAAAGUUUAGGAGCUUCCAAUAUUCAUUUAAUAAGAUUUAAUCAUUUGCUAAUGGAAAUUUUGCCACCUUCCAUUUUCCCUCUGUUACGGAAUCUCAGCUCCUGGGAGCUGCUCUACAAUUCUGGAAUUGCUUUUCUUGCCUCUCUUUAGUCACCUGUCUGUCAGGAGGUUCCUGCUCAGCAAGGGUAUUGUAAGUUAGGAUAAUGACUUUUUCUGGUUUUUUUUUUUUCUUUCUUUUGUGCUUCAGAUUUAGGAGAAAAGAUCCCGUUUCCAUAUGAAAGGAACUGUAAGCUUUUAUCGUUUAACCAACUGAACAACACACCAAAAAGCAGCCUGGGGAUGAGCAUUUUUGACAGCAAUUAGAUUAUUCACCUGGUAUUAAAAUUACUCACUAUUUUAAAAACUGCGACUUCAUGGAUUCAUUUUAAAGGCAGCAUCAAAAACUGAAAAAAGAAGGGAAAAAAAAAAUAACCAGCUUCUCUGCACUUGUGUGGAGCUCCCCGAAACAGGAGCCCCAGAGAGCAGGCUCAGACCGGCUUCGAGUCAAGCUUUUCUGCACAGACGCAGCCCAGCCCGCGCUUUCCAGCCCGGGAAGAGGCGGUGCUGAGCCUAGCCCGCGAGAAGCACUCCUCUCUCUUGUUCUGAAUGGUGUUUGUGUCAGUCUGCAGCUGUGUAUGGUAUUAUGUCUUAUAAUCCUGCAUCACUUCUAUCCUAUCCAGUCAUAUCUAAUGUAGAAAAUUAGUUUCCAGUGAAAGUAAUAUGUAGUGCUUUUAUGAUAUUUGUGUGCAAUAUCCCCUCUUCCAUUGAGGAUAUUUGAUGUAAAGGAAAAAUAAACUCAGUUCCACAAUAAAAUACAAAAAAGUGGCAAAAGUU
Jaculus jaculus (lesser Egyptian jerboa) is the source of this 11803-nucleotide messenger RNA. It is a transcript of the gene Map1b, whose product is annotated as microtubule associated protein 1B. Lineage: Eukaryota; Metazoa; Chordata; Mammalia; Rodentia; Dipodidae. Gene Ontology annotation, cellular component: neuronal cell body; microtubule associated complex; microtubule. The record is from RefSeq and is a predicted model, not a curated record. The transcript has 7 exons. Bases 87 to 7493 code for a protein of 2468 amino acids. Gene Ontology annotation, biological process: microtubule cytoskeleton organization; regulation of microtubule depolymerization; dendrite development. Gene Ontology annotation, molecular function: actin binding; microtubule binding.